This is a messenger RNA of Cyclocybe aegerita, 1053 nucleotides long. Lineage: Eukaryota; Fungi; Basidiomycota; Agaricomycetes; Agaricales; Hemipholiotaceae. The record is from the annotation of a GenBank genome assembly.
AUGGGUCAGGAAUCUUCAGCACCUCAAGGCGGCAAAGCCCUAGUGUCCGGCGCGAACGGUUAUAUUGGAAUGUGGACCGUCCAGACUCUCCUCGAGCGUCGCUGUAGCGUGCGCGGGACGGUUCGCUCAGUGGAUAAGGGGAAAUACUUGAGCGACUACUUCAGCAAAGCUGGCUUUGGAGAUAAGUUCGAGGUUGUGGUCGUUGAGGAUUUUUCGAAGGAGGGUGCAUUCGACGAAGCGGUCAAAGGCGUUGAUGCCAUCCUGCACACGGCGUCGCCCUUCCACUGGGGCGCGAAGAACCCACAAGUCCCUGCUGUAGGCGGAACGUCCGGGGUCCUGAACAGUGCAUUGAAAUAUGCACCGAACGUGAAGCGAAUCGUGAUCACAUCUUCCUGCGCUGCGCUGAUCAACACGGGACUUUCCAAACCCACCGUAUUCACGGAGGAAGGUUGGAAUGAGACGGCAGUGAAGGAAGCCGAGGAGCAGGGAGACAAAACGCACCCUGGUGUCAUUUACUGCGCCGCGAAGGUGCUAGCUGAACGCUUCGCGUGGAAAUUCUACGAGGAGCACAAGUCGGAAGUGGGAUGGGGUAUUACUACUAUCCUACCGGCCUUCGUCGUUGGGCCACCUAUUCAAGACGUCUCCUCGCCCACAUCGUUGAAUCAAUCUCUUCAGAUGUGGUAUGACAACGUCCUCUCAGGCUCGGCCAAGAAAGCGACCCUUGCGCAAGCAAAUACCUGGGUGGACGUUCGCGACAUUGCGCUGGCCCAUGUCCUAGCUAUGGAGAACAAAGCCACGGGAGGGGAAAGGAUCAUUGCCGCAGCUGGAGUGUGCCUAUUGCAAGAUUGGGUCGAAACGGCGAAUGCCCUUCAACCUAACCCUCUGCCGUCGUGCAAGCUUUCGGUUGGGUUCCCCGAGACCCUUGAAGGAGAGAGGGUGUAUCACAUGUCGUACUCGAAGGCGAAGGAGGAACGAAUUCUGGGGAUCAAGUUCCGCACUAUGGAGGAGACGACCAGGGCUAUAUUUGAGGAGUUUGCCAAGCGCGGGUGGUGA